Messenger RNA from Cynara cardunculus var. scolymus (artichoke), 1722 nucleotides. RefSeq names its product E3 ubiquitin-protein ligase SIS3-like. NCBI's taxonomy places the organism in Eukaryota, Viridiplantae, Streptophyta, Magnoliopsida, Asterales, Asteraceae. The transcript has 10 exons. The record is from RefSeq and is a predicted model, not a curated record. Bases 200 to 1321 code for a protein of 373 amino acids. Gene Ontology annotation, molecular function: ubiquitin-protein transferase activity. Gene Ontology annotation, biological process: sugar mediated signaling pathway.
UUGCUUUUUCCCUUUCGAAUCAAAUCAAGUUUUUGCCUCUGCCAUACCCAUUUCCAAUCUCCAACAAUUCCCCAAUUUCACACACCUACAUCGACCAAAAUCGUUCGUUUAUUCUCUUAUGAUUCCAACCUUUCAACACCCACAAACGGGAACAAUACAAUCGGUUUAUGAGUAGAAACUAGGGUUCUUAAAGCUCUAUAUGGCGGUCAGAGGUGUCGAUUUUAAGUGUUCUGGAUUCUGUAGGUACGAUGGGUUUUUCCUAUCAAUGCUUGCCACCAGUAUAAUAAUUGUUGCGAUCAACUGGAAGCGUUACCAUCUCUGUACGCACCCUUUGCACAUAUGGAUCGUGGUGGAUUAUACAACUGUUUUUGUUUUUCGUUUGUUGAUGUUUGUGGACAAUGGACUUGCUGCUGGAAUGGGAUUGGAUUUUGGUCGGCAGCAGAGACAAGCUCGUUUUUGUGGAAGAGUGGUGGUGUUAUCCAUUCUUUCUGUGUUUCUCUAUCCUUUUCUCUGGGCAUGGACAAUUAUCGGUUCUCUAUGGUUCAGCAGUGCAAAAGACUGUCUGCCCGAAGAAGGUCAGAAAUGGGGUUUCCUUAUAUGGUUGCUUUUCAGCUAUAGUGGGCUCGUUUGCAUUGCUGGCAUGUGUAUGAAAAAGUGGUUAACAAGAAGGCAAGCUCAUUCACUACGGGCUCAACAAGGAAUUCCUAUUUCGGAAUAUGGGGUGCUGGUUGACAUGAUCCGCGUUCCAGAUUGGGCGUUUGAAACGGCUGCGGGGCAAGAAAUGAGAGGCAUGGGUCAAGAUACCGCUUCAUAUCAUCCCGGACUCUACUUAACCGAACCCCAGAGAGAGGCCGUGGAAGCACUCAUUCAAGAACUUCCAAAGUUCAUGUUGAAAGCGGUUCCGACUGAUUGUAGCGAAUGCCCAAUUUGUUUGGAAGAGUUUCAUGUCGGGAACGAGGUGCGUGGUCUUCCAUGUGCUCAUAACUUUCAUGUGGCAUGCAUCGAUGAAUGGCUUCGGCUGAACGUGAAAUGCCCUCGAUGCCGAUGCUCGGUUUUCCCCAACCUUGACCUUAGUGCUCUAUCCACCAUCCCUGCCGAUCCUGACCGGUUAACCGUUUCAACGACUCGUUACAUGCGGACUCAACCAUCGAGCCAGAGUUAUCUGUUGAGAAUGCAGGGUUUCCUCCGGCCAGUCCGCACCGGCUCCACCUCUGAUUCCGACACCGCUUUGGAAACCGCAGAAAACGGAGGCCAACCGGUCGAGAACCAGAACCAGAAUCAAAAUCAUAAUCUUCAGACAAGUACAGAACCUGAACGAUGAUCCUUUUUUUGACUUCUACAAGCGUUCUACCUGCCUCAUAACCGAGGUGUAAGUUUUUGAUGCUCGUUUACCGUUUUACUUCACUUCUAACUAUACGAAUCUAGGAAAGCGAAAUCCGAAUCGUCCCAUUUGUCGGGAUUAAUUAGCGCGUUUCUUGAUUCGUUAACUAAAGUAUGUUCAGGGACAUGUAAACAAGUUAUGACAUGCGAUUUUAAGCAAGUUAUGGGAUAGUUCGUAAGUUUUGUUAGAGUCCCACGUCGGCUAGACUUGGAUCUGUUCUCGAUAUACGUUGUAACUUCCCUCGUCUCUUCAAGGCCACUUUUGGAGUGUAAUUUAAGGCGGUUUUGCAUAUUUUACGUGGUAUCAGAUCCAAGGUCUACUGUCCCAGGGCAAUUUGUGCU